AUGGAGAAUUUCGGCUUAAUUGAACUCGCCAGCGCGAAAACAACCGUAGCUCCCGGAUGGGCUUACGUCCCUGACCGGACGGCCAAUUCGGCCGCGACAAUCCAGACUACUGGGCGAAAACGAGCGGCUGCGAGAGGAAAGGGUUUGAGCCUCUCAGACCAGACUGCAAGAGAGGAGGCGAAGAUACGCAAGGAGCUCGAGGCUUUAGACAGAGAGGGAAGCAGGGAUGUAGUGAUCCCUGUACCGGCUAAAGGCCGAGCGGCGCAAAACAAGUCGACGCCGAAUGUGCGAAAGAUUCUGCAGAGUAUGAAGACGUUUGCAAACCACUUGGAUGACUUCGAGGCGAUGCAGACGCAAGGCGGCGACAGAAUACCAAAGCCUGGAACACUGGGUUCCAGUGUUGAUAUCGUCAUGGGAGAGACGGGGACGCCUGUGCUGACACCCCUCGCACCUUCGUCAGAAGACGUGGAAAUGACUGGCGGCGACGAGCAGAGCAAGGACGAGAAGCCGCAAGAGCUGAAGAUUAACGGCGUCAAUGACGUGGAGAAGCUACUAGCGCCUCGGGUGCCUGAUACUCCUUCAGACGCGGAGCUCAGGACGUUACUAGCAGCCCCGCCCCUCAACUACAGACAAGCUCGGGCAACGUGGACAGCCGAAGCUGCUCGGUAUCCGGUGAGAGUCUUUUGCUCCGUCUGCGGGUACUGGGGAAAGUUCGCUGCGUGA
Molecule: messenger RNA, 723 nt
Organism: Parascedosporium putredinis
Lineage: Eukaryota; Fungi; Ascomycota; Sordariomycetes; Microascales; Microascaceae
Source: the annotation of a GenBank genome assembly